AUGCAGAAGUCGUCGAGUCAUGCGGAACAAAGAAAAGGCCCGCAGAGCUCUUUAAUGCGUGCAUCGGAACGUCACAGCACAGUCGUUAGUCGUCUCUCGCGAUCGCGGCGCACAAGAACGGAGUCGCGUCAUCGCUCCAACGAAGUCUGGCAGGAGCUUGAGUCGACAGUCCAUGUUCUUGACAAUGGGGUUGACCGGACGCCAUUGCCGCUGCAGAAGCGACCAAACGCUAAUGGUGUUCCCCGCGAGAGUCACCAAGGCAUGAGUUCCAUCAGUCUGUUGCUUCCACUGGAGAGUAGUUCCAUUUUUCAUUCUUCAUUGCUGAACGCCAGCUCAAUAGAUGCGUUGAAUGUUGCCUCGAACACAAGCCCGUACAGUCCAUCACAGACUGGCUUUGUAACGGCCUCGUCCUCGCUGACAAGCGUCUCUGUCGACCGCCGCGCGUCCGUCUUUUCUUCCAGUACGUUGUCCGCCCCAGGUCAAACUGUGCAAUACCAGGCUGGUUCCUUUCAAUUGGAGGAUGCCUUUUCUGCUCCGAAGAAACGCGUCCUAACACGGGAGGAAAGGCACAUGUGGUUUGAGGAUAAAACGACUGUUGUCCUUUGUGAGACUCCAACCAUUAUGCUUUACACACAUCAAGAUGAAAUUGUACCCAAUGAACGAAAGGAGGAGCUGCAGGAAGUGCAGGAUCGCAAUGCGGCGUAUGCGGAGUUAGUGGAGGCAAAGCGCGUUGAUGAAGGCACACGUUUUCAGGAGAAGGGCUCCUGGACCUUUAUUGUGCCCAAGAAGUCCAUUCACUGCUCCAUUUGCCCUCCGAAAAAGAAGGAUGCAGGCGCAUUGCAGGUGACGCCGUGGUUGUUGCGUGACCAGUUUACCGCUCUUCUGGCAGAAGAUACAGAUGUCAUGAAGGACGAGGAAGAAGAAGUCGAUGAGGAAGAUGGCGAAUUGGAAGAGACGGGGGAGGAGCAAGAAAAAGAGGUCCCAUCGGAAACAACUGGUGAGCGAAGCAGCCUUUCAAAUAAUCGUUCUAUGUUAUCGUGGAUGUUUGCCGAUUCAUUGCUCCCGACUUUACGUGUUAUGGAGCGAGUUGUUGUCCAGAACACGAUGGAGGAGGUGCAGUUGUCAUACCGAGGAAUCACGAUGGACCCUGCGGCACGCCGUGUACCUCGAGCCUCCGAGAAGGAGGAAAACUCAAAUUUGGAAGAGACGGAGAUGGCAGUAGCGGCAGAGGUGCAGGAACCAAAUGAUGUGGCUCCCGCCGUGGCCGCCACGCCUUUGUUGAAGUCUGAACUUCCACCACUAAGGAUUUCAGAAGAUAUUAAGGGUUUGUGGACCUUUCGAUCGCCCCAAACAAGGGAUCGCGCCGUUACUUGCAUGGCGUGGAACUGCAAGGAAAAUGAUAUUCUUGCCGUUGGCUACAGUGCAGUUCGAGGACAGGACGCACUAGGCGUGGAACCUGCAAACACAUUCCAGGGAGGCAUUGUGUGCUGUUGGUCGUUAAAGAACCCCCUCGCACCAGAGCGCGUCAUUCAGCUGAACACAGAGGCGGGAGUAUCGUCGGUAGCGUUUUCGUAUGAGCACCCAAGUCUUCUUGCUGUCGGUAACAUGGAGGGUGGGAUUCUUAUUUAUGACAUCCAAAAAGACUCAAAUGUCCCUGCCAUCAAGACAACUUUGACGAGUGGGCAGCACACUGGGGCGGUUUGGGAGAUGAAGUGGGUGGCACGCGGUAAAGAGCGUGGGGAAUUCCUCAUGUCCAUCUCCGGUGACGGACGUGUCGUCCAGUGGGCGGUUGGAAAAACAAUCGAACGUGUGGCACCCGAUCUCAUGACGUUGAAGCGGCAAGGUGGCGCUGCCUGUGAGCCUGUCAUUGCAGACAACGGCACUAAUGGUGGUAAACGUAAUGGAGAUAUGCAGCAGCGACGCAGGCGCGAUGCACUUUUUUCCCGACAAUGUGGCGGUAUGUGUAUGGACGUGUCUCCUGCAGAUGGCACAGUAUAUGUUGUUGGCACAGAGGACGGCUCUGUUCAUCAAUGUAACAAGAGCCAAACAGAGAACUACGAGUUGGACUACGCGCCGCACUCGGAACUUGUCUACCGCGUGCGAUGGUCUCCUUAUAGCGAUGAAUACUUCCUCACUUGUUCGGCGGAUUGGAGCUCGCGACUGUAUCGUCUUGGGCAAUCCACACAAUUACUGAAGUUUGAUAGUCCGAAUCAAAAUGCCGUGCAGGAUAUCGCGUGGUCCUACACGAACUCUACUGCCUUUGCCACCGUGACAGCCCAGGGAAACGUGGAGCUGUGGACCAUCAUGGACUCCAUUCAUCCCCGUUCCACUGUGCAGUUUUUGGAUCAGCGCCGGCUUGCGUGUGUUCUCUUUGCGGAACAGGAUGCCGCUGUGCUGGUGGUUGGGGACGAAAAGGGUGACGUGACCCUAUUUCGCCUUCUUUCACCGUACUAUAGCGGCAUGAACAUGUUAGCCGAUGAACAGGAGCGUCAGCUCGAGGAGGCCAUUCGCAAGGCAAUCUCGUAA
Trypanosoma cruzi is the source of this 2526-nucleotide messenger RNA. RefSeq names its product dynein intermediate chain, putative. Bases 1 to 2526 code for a protein of 841 amino acids. Gene Ontology annotation, biological process: cilium movement. The record is from RefSeq and is a predicted model, not a curated record. Gene Ontology annotation, cellular component: axonemal dynein complex. Gene Ontology annotation, molecular function: dynein light chain binding; dynein heavy chain binding. The transcript has a single exon. NCBI's taxonomy places the organism in Eukaryota, Euglenozoa, Kinetoplastea, Trypanosomatida, Trypanosomatidae.